Molecule: messenger RNA, 443 nt
Organism: Drosophila hydei
Lineage: Eukaryota; Metazoa; Arthropoda; Insecta; Diptera; Drosophilidae
Gene: COX7CL
Exons: 3
Coding region: 90-329 (79 amino acids)
Biological process (GO): mitochondrial electron transport, cytochrome c to oxygen
Source: RefSeq, a predicted model, not a curated record
ACACAAUUCAUAUUCGGUGUUGAACGUAUCGUAAUUUCUAAUAUUUUCUAAAUAUUGACUUGUAAAAGUCUAAUUUUCGGCUCAUAAUUAUGUUUGCUUUACGCGCCGAGGUGCGCAAAAUAUUUGCGCCUCUCGCUCGUCACAUGUCUGGUUAUCCCGGCGGAGUUCCAGGUUUGAAUCUUCCCUUCCGUAAGGGACUUGAAAGUCCAGUUCGUUUUACUAUAUCUUGGUUUAUUUUGGGUACCCUUGGAUUUGGUGCACCGUGGUUGGUUGUGCGUCAUCAACUGCUGCGCAAUGUCACUGAGGAACCCAAAGAAGAGGUUCAAUGAAAUGGAAUAUUUUGUUUCUCCACUUCAAUUAGCAAUUUAAUAAUACCGACAGAAAACAUAUUUACUCCAUUUAAACACGUCUAUUACAAAUAAAAAGGAAUUGCACAUCUGUUA